AUGGGCACGACCAAAAAGGACCAGCCCGAUGCUGGUCUGAAGAGUCUGAAUCACUAUUCGAACCGAUUGCCCCUCUGGCGGUAUUGGCCGCGACAACAGCUCAUCCCAUUGAUCCGAUAUGAGACGCCGUAUUUGGCUUGGGUACAGGAGAAAGUGCGCACGCCUACUUUUGACUCGUAUUUCGCAUUCACGGCCAACCUCGGCACCCAUACGUUCUUCAUGGUCUUCUUGCCCUUCCUCUUCUGGUGUGGUUCUCCCAGUAUGGGUCGUGGAUUGGUUCAUAUCUUAGCAUCGGGCGUCUUUUGGAGCGGCUUCCUCAAGGACCUGCUGUGUCUUCCUCGCCCUCUGUCUCCCCCACUCCAGCGAAUUACUAUGUCCGGUUCUGCAGCACUGGAAUAUGGCUUCCCAUCGACACACUCCACCAACGCUGUCUCCGUUGCGGUCUAUGCUUUGGCCCUGCUUGGUUCACCCGAUUCGACUCUCAGCGCGCAGGUCACCAUCUUACUCCAAGCUGUCACCUAUAUCUACGUCGUGUCCAUCGUAUUGGGUCGACUGUAUUGCGGAAUGCAUGGGUUGCUGGACUGUACUGUCGGGUGUGCUAUUGGUGCAGCCAUCGGGCUUGUACAGUUUCAUUAUGGACCUGCCUUUGAGGAAUUCAUUCUAUCCGCUUCGCUGACGGAGAUUUCCCUACUGGCGCUUCUUAUUAUAUUCCUCGUUCGCGUCCAUCCGGAGCCGGCUGAUGAUUGCCCAUGCUUUGACGAUAGUGUUGCAUUUGCAGGAGUCAUGCUAGGCGUGGAUGUGUCUUCAUGGCACUUCGCCGAUAUCUGGGUCGGCUAUCCUUCUGGAUCAAUUCCCUAUGACCUCGAGAGCGUGGGCUGGGUUAAAACUGUCAUUCGUCUGGUCAUGGGCGUCUUGUGCGUGUUUGCUUGGAGAACUGUAACAAAGCCCGCUCUGCUGCGCAUUCUGCCACCUAUAUUCCGGGCCCUGGAGAAGCUCGGUCUUUUGCUCCCUCGACGUUUCUUCACCACCGCAUCUAAAUACACCACAGUUCCCUCUAACCUAAAUGAUCAUGACGUUCUUCCAAACUUUUCUGACAUCCCAGACAUAAUUACCACAAUGCGCCAUCCUCGCCGCCGAGCCAUUUCAAUUGGUCCUCAGUCAGAAGCUGAUGCGUAUGAAACUCUGGCGUACCGAGAAAAGCGCCGACGCGAGAGUCAAUCUGGGAGCAACCGUCCUUCUCCAGUCGCAGAGGAUCAAACCAAGCCCAAUGGAACGCCCGUGCGGUCGAGAAAGACGGCAUCACUGGACGAUUACGAAGGCAUGAUGGGAAGAGGAAGCCCCAGUUCAUCGGCAGUAGAUGCUGGGGAGCGGGAUGAAAAAGAAGUGUUCUCCCAGAUCAAGAAGCCUCGUGUGCGGUACGACGUGGAGGUAGUGACAAAACUGGUUGUAUAUGCAGGUAUUCCAUGGGUGGUCAUCGAGGUUGCACCCCUGUUAUUCGACCUAGUCGGACUUGGAACCCAAUAA
Messenger RNA from Penicillium mononematosum, 1524 nucleotides. RefSeq names its product phosphatase PAP2 family protein. Lineage: Eukaryota; Fungi; Ascomycota; Eurotiomycetes; Eurotiales; Aspergillaceae. The record is from RefSeq and is a predicted model, not a curated record. Gene Ontology annotation, molecular function: sphingosine-1-phosphate phosphatase activity. Gene Ontology annotation, cellular component: endoplasmic reticulum membrane. The transcript is spliced from 6 exons. The coding region runs from base 1 to 1524 and encodes 507 amino acids.